UUAAUAAAUCUUCGUAUGACUUUGCAAUAAGAAGACAAAUUUUAUUAUCUCACUCUUGUCCUCUUAUAGACACACAUGAUCCUUCCCCUCCUAACAAACUCACACCUAAAAAUACAUUCCAUCUCUCUUCUUGCAUAAUUCACCUACAUAUAAUCUCUAUUCAUUUCAUGUAUCUUCUAAACAUAAAACAAAAUUUACACCAUUCCUUUGUACUAAUUUACUAUGAAUAUAACUAAUCAAUAUGAUUCUGGCCCACCAUGCUUUAAUGUCUUCAGUUAGUGAUGAUUUUUUGACAGGAAAGGGACGGCCUCCAGUGGAAUGGAGCUCAAGAUUGAAGAUUGCUGUUGGUUCUGCCAAAGGCCCAUCCUAUUUACAUUCCUCCUGCAAUCUUAAAAUCAUUCACCGUGAUAUAAAGGCGUCAAACAUAUUGUUUGAUUUCAACUUUGAAGCAAAGGUUGCUGAUUUUGGUCUUGCCAAGAUUGUUCCUGAUACAAACACUCAUGUAUCUACACGCGUGAUGGGAACCUUUGGGUAUUUAGCUCCAGAAUAAGCUGCUAGUGGCAAGCUCACAGAAAAGUCUGAUAUUUAUUCCUUUGGAGUUAUAAACAUGACAACUUGGUUGAUUGGGCACAAACCUUUCUUAACCGAGUAUCUGAGGAAGGAUAAUUUGAGGGUUUGGCUACAAUGCUGA
Molecule: messenger RNA, 691 nt
Organism: Eutrema salsugineum
Lineage: Eukaryota; Viridiplantae; Streptophyta; Magnoliopsida; Brassicales; Brassicaceae
Product: proline-rich receptor-like protein kinase PERK3
Exons: 6
Biological process (GO): protein phosphorylation
Molecular function (GO): protein kinase activity; ATP binding
Source: RefSeq, a predicted model, not a curated record